AACACACCUCGUUACCGUCGCCCUCACCCUAAAGACAACACUUGGAACUUAUAUAGCAAUAACACUUCUAACUAAGCUCCCCAAUCCUCAACCAUGGCAACCUCGGCGUUCGCCAACUCACUUCUUUCUUCUUCAACAUCUCUCGCUCAUGGAGUUUUACCCUCUACUAAUAACAAUUUCUUGCUUCCAUCUCGGGUUUCAGUCUCUAAUCCUAGAUCUCAGAAUCCGCUGCUCUCAGCCCAUUUCAAGCUGAAGGACAGAACCAAUUCCAGCUCUCUCGUUACCUUUUGCUCUCUUGGUGCUGCUGCUGCUAAUGAUCCAAAAGAAGAGCAGAUUCCCAUUGAACUCAAGUAUCCUGCGUAUCCCACUGUGAUGGACAUCAACCAGAUUCGUGAGAUUCUACCUCACAGGUUCCCAUUUCUGUUGGUGGAUAGAGUAAUUGAGUACAAUCCUGGAGUUUCAGCUGUUGCCAUCAAGAAUGUGACGAUAAAUGACAAUUUCUUCCCUGGUCAUUUUCCAGAGAGGCCCAUUAUGCCUGGUGUUCUUAUGGUUGAGGCAUUGGCACAAGUUGGUGGUUUAGUCAUGCUGCAACCAGAAGUUGGAGGCUCUCGUGAGAAUUUCUUCUUUGCUGGAAUUGACAAAGUGAGAUUCCGGAAACCAGUGAUUGCAGGUGACACCUUGGUUAUGAGAAUGACACUAAUCAAGCUGCAAAAACGCUUUGGAAUAGCAAAGAUGGAGGGGAAAGCUUAUGUUGGAGGUGAGGUAGUUUGCGAGGGCGAGUUUUUGAUGGCUACUGGUGGUGAAUAAUCCAUGCUUGCUAUUUUCUACCAUUCAGUAGAUUCUUCAUGGUUUCUUUUUUCCUUGAAAACUCAACAAUCCUUUCUAUGAUUUCAAUCCCGAGUUGCUUUUCUUGGUGCUAAGAGUACGGUUUUUCUUCUCAGUCUAUCCAUGCCAAUUACAUGCAUGUGAUCUCCUUGCUUUCUUCGGUUGUUUGGGCACUCGAAAAGUGCUAAAGCUAUUUUCUGUGGGAAACCUAGAAUGAGUGAAAGUUUCCUGUUCAAAAUCUUAUUACCAGCUUCAUACUUCUGUGAGUUGUGUAUGGCAGGAAAACCAUUCAAUUGAUUUCUUAUAAAGGUCUACUGUGGAUAGAAAUUUAUCA
Molecule: messenger RNA, 1159 nt
Organism: Populus euphratica (Euphrates poplar)
Lineage: Eukaryota; Viridiplantae; Streptophyta; Magnoliopsida; Malpighiales; Salicaceae
Exons: 4
Coding region: 94-807 (237 amino acids)
Biological process (GO): fatty acid biosynthetic process
Molecular function (GO): hydro-lyase activity
Source: RefSeq, a predicted model, not a curated record